This is a messenger RNA of Pollicipes pollicipes, 875 nucleotides long. RefSeq names its product mitochondrial import inner membrane translocase subunit TIM14. Gene Ontology annotation, biological process: protein import into mitochondrial matrix. The record is from RefSeq and is a predicted model, not a curated record. The transcript is spliced from 2 exons. The coding region runs from base 197 to 544 and encodes 115 amino acids. Gene Ontology annotation, molecular function: ATPase activator activity. Lineage: Eukaryota; Metazoa; Arthropoda; Thecostraca; Pollicipedomorpha; Pollicipedidae. Gene Ontology annotation, cellular component: PAM complex, Tim23 associated import motor.
GGAGAAGCGUGCUGGCGAAUGAUACGUGCCAGUGUUUCGUGGUAAUUUCGCGCUGUAUUCUCCGUUCGUGUGGGCUGCGCGGGGCCCGUGCUCAGUUCAGUGACCGUCUUCCACUGGCGAGGAGCUGGCCGAUUCCUCGGCGAGCGAGCGCCCGGCGCGGCCAGCGUCCUCUUCCGCACCGCCGCCGCCGUCCAGCAUGGCCUCCACCAUGAUCGUGUACGGUCUGGGCCUGGCUACCAUCGGCUUCGGAGCCCGCUACGUGCUGCGCGCCAUGCCUGGCAUGACCAAGCAGUUCAACGAGGCGAUCAAGAACCUGCCGCAGAUGGACGCCAACAGCCGCUACUACCGCGGCGGCUUCGAGUCGAAGAUGUCGAGGCGCGAGGCGAGUCUCGUGCUGGGCGUCUCGCCCAGCGCAAGCGCCAAGCGCGUCAAGGAGGCGCACAAGCGCAUCAUGCUGCUGAACCACCCGGACCGCGGGGGCUCGCCCUAUCUGGCCGCCAAGAUCAACGAGGCGAAGGAUCUGCUGGACUCGGGCAAAUCGUAGCCGCGGGGCGGUGCGUCGUAGCUGCGAGACGGCAUGUAGUGACUCAUGCAGCUGUGGCUUGAGUGUGGCUGCGAGGAAGCCAGUGCUACCGUGAACUCGAGUUCGGGGCCUGAAGUUUUGGAGACUGUUGCUGCGUUGAUGAAGUGAGAGGCGUAUGCUAUGAGGAGUCAGACGAUUGGCUUUUUUGUUAGUCUUCCUUUUGCUUGGUGCCACUGAAGCAGGAAGCCAAUGGAACGCCGGCGCGUGCGAUACACGGACGAUGUCUAGUGCAAACCGAUGUGCGUUGUAUACGGAGAUUGCAGUGACCAAUAAACCCGACUUGGCAUGACGC